Molecule: messenger RNA, 432 nt
Organism: Haemonchus placei
Lineage: Eukaryota; Metazoa; Nematoda; Chromadorea; Rhabditida; Trichostrongylidae
Source: the annotation of a GenBank genome assembly
AUGCGGCUUCUGUUAGCUCUUGUUGUCCCCCUGGGUGUUGUCGGACUUCCCGACAUUCUUCCCCAGAUUCGUACUGUACAAAGCACUGCUGUUCAAGGAAAACUCACAUGUAAUGGUAAACCUUAUGAGAAAGCUAGACUGAAGCUCUAUGAAGUCGAUCCACUUUUGGAUACCCUGAUGGACGAAGGAUUAUCUGACAAAGAUGGUCACUUCUUAUUAAAAGGAAACGAUACGGAAUGGUCAAAAAUCGAUCCAAAACUUAACAUCUACCAUAACUGCGAAGAUGAGAAAGUGGAGUGCUGGCGCAAGGUGCAAAUCAAAAUCCCUGACGACUUCGUAACUGAUGGACCCGAACCAAAGAAGACAUUCGAUAUUGGCGUCUUGAACUUGAAUGCGAAACUUCCUGGUGAAACUCGAGACUGUCUCAAUUGA